GUGCAAGAUCAUGCGCAAGGAGAAGCUGAAGGCAGCCAACUGUGAUCUGCAGAUCAGCAAUGCCCAGACCAAAGAAGAAUACACAGAAGAUGCCCUGAUUCCUAAAAACUCAUUGGUAAUCGUUAAAAGAAUCCCUGCUGGAGGAGUUAAAGCUACCAGCAAAACGGAUGUUACGGCUCCUCAGUCACACAAAAUCCCAGGAGCAGCUUCUUUCAGAAGUCGAACUGAGCCAGUGAGCAGAACAUCGGAAGCAAACUUGGAUAUGCGUUUAUUUUUUGCUGCACAAAAGAAUGGUGAGUCUUCUGCAUCUAAUUCUCUGGCCCAGCUUUCAAAGACUGCCAACCUGGCUGAAGCCAGUGCUUCUGAAGAAGAUAAAAUAAAAGCCAUGAUGAUACAGUCUUUCCGUGAAUAUGAUCCAGUCCAGUAAGUGUUGA
This is a messenger RNA of Melopsittacus undulatus (budgerigar), 434 nucleotides long. Its product is annotated as E3 ubiquitin-protein ligase RBBP6-like. Lineage: Eukaryota; Metazoa; Chordata; Aves; Psittaciformes; Psittaculidae. The record is from RefSeq and is a predicted model, not a curated record. Bases 11 to 427 code for a protein of 138 amino acids. Gene Ontology annotation, molecular function: zinc ion binding; ubiquitin protein ligase activity. The transcript has 6 exons. Gene Ontology annotation, cellular component: nucleus. Gene Ontology annotation, biological process: ubiquitin-dependent protein catabolic process; protein ubiquitination.